Molecule: messenger RNA, 675 nt
Organism: Arachis duranensis
Lineage: Eukaryota; Viridiplantae; Streptophyta; Magnoliopsida; Fabales; Fabaceae
Product: serine/threonine-protein phosphatase 7 long form homolog
Exons: 2
Coding region: 1-675 (224 amino acids)
Biological process (GO): meristem maintenance; meristem development
Source: RefSeq, a predicted model, not a curated record
AUGUUAGCUGCUCUGGUUGAAAGGUGGAGGCCUGAAACCCACACCUUUGUAUUGUCGAUCGGUGAGGUUACAGUGACAUUAGAGGAUGUCGCUCAUAUAUUCGGUCUACCCAUUGAUGGAGAGCUUGUCAAUGGAUGGACAGAUAGUAGUAGCAAGUUCGUUCAAAGUCAGGGCAUAGCAAUAUCCGGUCGUGAGCUAUCAGUCAGUCAUAAUGCGAAGUCCUAUAUAAUGCUAGGUUGGGUUCGACGUAUCAGAGACGCAGAGCCGUUGCACACUGAGGAGUCCAUCAGGAGAUACGUCAGAUGUCAGAUCUUCUGUUUGUUAGGGUCGACCCUAUUCACGGACAAGUCGACCGCAUAUGCCCAUGCGAAAUAUCUACCAUUGCUUUGCGAUUUCAACCGGAUCCAUACUUAUAGUUGGGGGUCAACAUGUCUCGCACAUUUUUACAGAGCACUAUGUCGUGCAUCACAAUAUGAUACAAAGGAGAUGGAUGGCCCUCUGAAUCUGUUGUUUGUUUGGGCAUGGGAGCGAAUGCCAUGUCUUGCUCCCGUACCGAGACAAACGCUUCCACCGGCCGAGAUACCAGUUGCCAGGAGGUGGAGUCAUUCGGAACGGACCACAGCGUGGUCAUCGAAGACCGUUGAGACAUUCAGGCAUGAUAUAGAUUACAUGUAG